CCUCCCGAUCUAUCCCCCACCUCUCUUCAUCCUCCUCGCUCAUACUGGGGGUUCGUUCUUCUACGACGGACACUUCAUUUAUCACCGCAUCUCCAUCUCAGCGACGCAAAUACCCCUCGGCGCAGAAACCGACCCCGCACACAACCCCACACGACCCUGUCGCAAGGCUGUCCGCCGUCGACGUCAGGCCUUCCUACCUACUCCGAAGCCCAUACCACUGCUCCUACCCGCUUCGCGCAGUGCGUGAGAUAACGUCUGCAAGAUGGCGCGCGUAUAUGCAGAUGUGAACCAGCACAUGCCGAGGGCAUACUGGGACUACGACAGCGUCAACAUCACAUGGGGUGUGCUCGAGAACUACGAGGUUGUGAGGAAGAUCGGACGCGGAAAGUACUCUGAGGUUUUUGAGGGCAUCAAUGUCGCCAACUACCAAAAGUGUGUUAUCAAGGUGCUCAAGCCGGUGAAGAAGAAGAAGAUAAAGAGAGAGAUCAAGAUCCUGCAAAAUCUGUCAGGCGGGCCAAACAUCGUUGGACUGCUGGAUGUUGUCAGGGACAGCCAAAGCAAAACGCCCAGCUUGGUCUUCGAGUACGUUAACAACACCGAUUUCCGCACCCUGUACCGCAAAUUCGUCGACUACGAUGUCCGAUACUACAUCUUCGAGCUGUUAAAGGCACUCGACUACUGCCACAGCAAGGGUAUCAUGCACAGGGAUGUCAAGCCCCACAACGUCAUGAUUGACCACGAGAACCGCAAGCUCCGCCUCAUUGAUUGGGGUCUCGCAGAGUUCUACCACCAAGGCACCGAGUACAACGUCCGCGUCGCAUCGCGCUACUUCAAAGGACCCGAGCUGUUGGUCGACUUCCAGGAAUACGAUUACUCGCUGGACAUGUGGUCAUUAGGCGCCAUGUUCGCGUCCAUGAUCUUCAUCAAAGAGCCCUUCUUCCACGGCAACAGCAAUUCGGACCAGCUUGUUAAGAUCGCCAAGGUGCUCGGCACGGAGGACCUGUUCGACUACCUCGACAAGUACGAGAUCGAGCUGGAUGCGCAGUACGAUGAUAUCCUGGGUCGCUUCCAGAAGAAGAACUGGAACAGCUUCGUCAAUGCUGAGAACCAGAAGUAUGUCACGAAUGAGGCGAUUGACUUCUUGGAUAAGUUACUCAGAUACGAUCAUCAGGAACGCCUGACAGCCAAGGAAGCAAUGGCACACCCCUACUUCGCGCCCGUCCGCGCCGCCGAAGCAGCCGCGCUCGAGGCACCAACUAAAUCAUAAAUCCACACACUUCAAAUAAGUACGGCCUCUCAAAAGCGCCUACACCGUCGGCGCGGGCCCGACCAACUAUAACCCCUAUCCAAGUCGUCUCACCUAGCCCGGCUAUACAUAUAACCCGGGCAGGUAGCAGGCGUGGAAACUGCUGACGACUUGGCAAGUAUUUUUUUCAUGAAAGCAUGCAUAAGGCGCGUUGAACGAUGUGAUGAGGGGGGAUAUGCGAUACAGGUGGGG
Molecule: messenger RNA, 1498 nt
Organism: Pseudogymnoascus verrucosus
Lineage: Eukaryota; Fungi; Ascomycota; Leotiomycetes; Thelebolales; Thelebolaceae
Gene: CKA1
Product: Casein kinase II subunit alpha
Exons: 6
Coding region: 263-1267 (334 amino acids)
Biological process (GO): regulation of transcription by RNA polymerase I; regulation of transcription by RNA polymerase III; protein phosphorylation
Cellular component (GO): protein kinase CK2 complex; nucleus; cytosol
Molecular function (GO): ATP binding; protein serine/threonine kinase activity
Source: RefSeq, a predicted model, not a curated record